UAUCGGUGGCUAAGUACUACUACUAGCUUCCCCAGUCGCCAAUUUCAAUUUUGAGGUUCCACAUCUGCAUCAAGAAAGUGGUAACUUACUUGGUCUUAACUCUUAAACAUCAAAGAAUAAUCCCGGAGGCCUUUUUGCGUGAAAGAUUAGCAGAGUAGGAGAGAAAGAGACAAAGAACAUCCUAUGAAAUGAACACAGCAAGAGGAGGGGAAUCCCCUGGACCAGGAGGAGGGCGUGGAGGAGGAGGUGGAGCCAACGCUGGAGUGUCUGGAAGCGGGCGGAGACGCAAGAAGAAACCUAAAGGUGGAAAGGAUGGACCUCCAUGUGAGAGAGGAAACAGUGAGGGUGGUGGCAGUCACAAACCUCCUCCUAUGAUCUUAUCAAAGGCAGCUGGGCUUGACAAUAAGGACAUAGAGAAAACCACUGGGUCUGAACGCUCCAAUCGACCAACCCGAGCUGUUUCUCCUGGGCCCCAGAUUAAAAUCAAAGUCAGGGACAGAGAGGACACCCCCUCCCAAAGCCAGACCCUUCCAUCAAAUGUUUCCACCGGUUCCCCUUCACAUGGUACCCCUAUCACACCUCGGGCAGUGCCAGCAACCAAGCUCAAACAGGGGAGUGAGGUGGAACCAAGGGGGCGGGGCAGUCCCUCCACUGGAAGGCUUUAUUCACCAGGUCAGCGAGUGACAGGGGGGCAGAUGCCUGGCAUUUCUAUUGAGGUGCCCAUCCACAAGAGAUUAGCAGCACCAACAAUGAUGACCCAACCCAUCAAACUGAUUGACAAUGCAUUCCAAUGGGUGGAUGUGGGAAAUGAGUACCUUCUUGAACAGACUGAUUUUCUAGUGAUAGGUGUCCUUGGUGUACAGGGUAGCGGCAAGUCUACUCUGAUGUCUCUAUUGGCUGGUAGUAAACAUACAGAUCCUCACAGUUCCUAUGUGUUCAAGCCCCAGACUGCAUUGAAUGCAGAGCAGGCCUUGCAUCAGACCAGUGGUAUGGAGAUGUUUAUUACUGAAGAGCGUAUCAUCCUGCUAGAUACCCAAGCAAUCCUCAGCUCUUCAAUCCUAGAUCGUCUUCUGGGUCCUGACAAGCAGAACAUGCCUCCAGAAUACUCAUCAGCUGACAACUAUGCAGAGAUGCAGUCCCUGUACAUAGCAGCGUUUCUCCUGACUGUGUGCCAUGUAGUGAUGGUAGUUGAGGAUUGGUUCAGCGAUAUCAACAUCAUAGAAUUCAUCAAAAGAGCUGAGAUGCUCAAACCAGCAACCCCGCCCCCUCCAAGCAACCAAUCAGAGAGCAGUAGUCUAGAUGACCCAGAAGACUUUGUCCCUAAUCUAGUAUUUGUGCAGAAUAAAGCCAGUCGUGAGAGUUUUCAACCCAUCACUGUAAAUGCGAUUCAGCAGGCUAUUCAUUCUCUUAUGAUCACAUCUAAACUCAAGUAUACAGGUUGUUGUUCUCUUGCCAGGAGCUCUGUCAUGCCCUGCCUGAGCUCCAAGACUCUUCCGCUAGACCUCAAUCUAUUCUUGCUUCCAAAAUUCAACUCAGACAAGAACAAAGGAGCUGAGAAAGAAUCCAAGACAUGUGUACUCCAGUUUGUGUGUGACCCUGGGUACGUGGGUCACCCCCGCCCUGAGCGGCUAGUAGCGGCGUUCAGGAAUCAGAUAUAUGCUGCUAGUCGACCUCUUCUUACCCAUACAUCACUCAAUGAAAAGAACUGGUAUCAGUAUGCCAGCAGAACAUGGGAAAGCAUCAAGAAGUCUACUCUCAUGUCUGAAUACCAUCGGCUUCUUACUUGAGGCAGGUUAACCCUCUGCGUACUGGACCUGGGUGGUUCAUGUGAGAAGCCUCACGGAAAGGGAGAGUCCAGUAGUCAAUGAAGAUGCCUACUCAUGAAGACACUUCUGCUGGUUGCAGCAUCCCGAUUCAACCAACUUUAAGGGAGCUGAUCAUGAUGUGCAGUUCCUCACGUGGGGCCUUUUGUCUUCUUGCUACGAUCAUUUCCUCUAGAAUAAGCCAUUUCGUAAAUACUAUCUGCGCAUGGGCAGAUAAAGGUAAUUUCUGAUAAAAUUGUAAAGCCCACCGAGAUGAGUAAGUGCUCAUGUUAUGUAAUCAUUAUUCAUGUGUUGCACCUGGGGUACAUUCUAUGAUACAACAGGGCGAACAAAAGUUUUUUCAUGAAGCACAUACAUGACUUUGGCAUUGAUCAAUCUAAAAUACACUAAGUGGGACUUCUCCAUGAGUAAAAGAUCCUUGGAUAUUUGGGGUCAUUUUACCAAUGUGCUAACUACGAAAUGGUCUAUUGUGCCUGUGCAAAGACAGACAGAACAGUUGUUCUGCUAGGGUCGGUUCUCAGUUAAGAGGAACAUAAUGGUGUUCAGAUAUGAAGCUUAAAGAUUAAAGAUAUGUUUGAAUCACUCUACCAAUCAGAAUCAGAUGGUAAUGAGAUCUGUGAGAGAGAUUAUCUUGAUGUCAGGGGUCAUGAAGCUUGCACGUUUGCAUGUGAAUAAACCAAUCUGCCAUUCUCAAGAGACAGCUCUCUUUAUCCAAAUAUAUCUGGAAGAAAUUUUGAAACAUAGGGAUUUGGUGAGUGAAAGCUAUACUUCAAUUCGAACCAGAUUAAUCGGUCAUGUUUGAUACUCAUGUUCGAUGUGGGCUUUUGUUUGGAUGUUAAUCGGUCAUGUUUGAUACUCAUGUUCAAUGUGGGCUUUUGUUUGGAUGUUAAUCGGUCAUGUUUGAUACUAAUGUUCAAUGUGGACUUUUGUUUGGAUGUUGAUCUCAUCUGAUAAACAUCCCCCCGUUGAAACCAGGGACAGGGUAGGAAGUAUCUACCGUGUGAGUCAAAAAAAAGUUUACACCUAGACAAUUGCUAAUUAUUUUAAAAAUCAUCUGUGAACAGUAAAUUAUUUUAC
Molecule: messenger RNA, 2900 nt
Organism: Strongylocentrotus purpuratus (purple sea urchin)
Lineage: Eukaryota; Metazoa; Echinodermata; Echinoidea; Camarodonta; Strongylocentrotidae
Gene: smg9
Product: protein SMG9
Exons: 12
Coding region: 189-1787 (532 amino acids)
Biological process (GO): nuclear-transcribed mRNA catabolic process, nonsense-mediated decay
Source: RefSeq, a predicted model, not a curated record